AUGCUUGUAAGUAGAACUACAAACCGAAAGGUAUACAGGAUUGUAAAUGUUACUGAUAAUUAUAAUUCUUUAAGAGUUCAUUUAGAUGACUAUGUAAGUUAUAGUGAUGGAAGUUAUAAACACAUAGAUAUUGCUGGCUACUAUAGAUAUAAUAAUUACUAUUAUCAGGGUAGAUAUGUGGAAAUUGACAAUAGUAAAACUCGUUAUGAAGGGAGUGGUCAUGAAUUUAAUGAUAGUAGUGUGGUAAAGAUUACAGAUAUUAAUGCUGCUCUUAUAUACCAAGCAAGAGAAGAAUUUGCUAAUAUGCAAAAUCAAAAUACCAAUUUGCAGAACCAAAAUACUAACUUACAAAACUUAAUAACUCUUGGCAAAAACGAGUUGGAGGAAAGAAAUAGACAAAUAACAACAAAAGAUGAACAGAUAGGUAAACUUACUGAUCAAAUAAAAGAAGAUAGAGUAGAAUAUAAAUUAAGUAAAGAAAAAUAUGAGGAGUUGAGGGAUUUAUUUACUACUUUGCAAAUCCAAAAUAAUGAUAAAGAUCAGGAAAUAGAAAAAAAAGAAGGUGAAGUUAGGGAACUUAAAGAAGAAAGGGAAAAUUCGAAAGAAAAAACUCUUGACCAUGAGAUUAAAAAAAAAGAUACAAAAUUAGAAGAGCGAAUUAAGAAAUUAGGGGUUGACCGAAAAAAAAUUCGCGAACUGGGUAGAUUAUACCGGCAGUUAGUUCGAAUUAGGGAAGAUAAUUACAACCAGGACAAAAUAGAUGAGAUUAAUGAUAAAAUAAUCGAAAUUAAAGAUGAAAUCCUAGAUGAAGGAAAAAUUAGCACGGAUGAUGUUCAAAAACUUUUUGAGAAGUGUGAAGAGCUUGCUAAAUUGAAAAUAGAGCAUGAAAAGACAAUGGAAGAGAAAAAGUAUAAUCGCUUUACUGGUUCCUUAAAACCUCUUAAAAGUUUGACUAAACUAAAAAGUUUGUAUAUCGAAGAAACUGAUAUAGAUGGUGGUUUAGAGUAUUUGUCAGAUACAGUAGAAACUAUUUUAUGCUCUUUUCAGAGCCUUAAUCGGGAAAAACAAGAAUUACAGCAAGAUAUCUUUUCUCUCCAAGGAAAGUUUCGUUUAGAUGGCAAGGAAGUCGAAAGACUUAACAAAAGAAACAAAGAAUUAGAAGAAGAAAACUCGAUUCUUUACAAAAAAUUGGAAAAACUACAACUUGAAGGAGCAAAAAUAGAUGAAAAAGUUCGAAUUAAGAAAAAUGAAUUGGAAAGGAUAAAAUCCAAAUUAGAAACAAAGUUAGAAAACGAGUUUCAAGCCUCUUUUUUAGAGAAUUUAUUAAUUUUUCAGGAGCAGAUUAUUCGUUUAGAAGGAGGUAAUCAGCAAAUUAUAAAUUUAAGCCAAAAGCAGUUUGAUAAAGUAAAGGAAAAAUUAACCGAAAAGUUGAGUGAAGAAGAAAUAAAUGAAGUUUGUCAAGUUCAGGGAAUUAAUCCAGGGGCUACUCAAGAAGAAAUUAGAAAAGCCUAUUUAGAAAAAUCUAAACAAUACCAUCCUGAUAGACCCGGAGGAAGCAAAGAAAAGUUUCAAGAGAUUAAUGAAGCUUAUGAAAAAUUAGAAAUUGAUGAAGUAAAAGGCAAGUCUAGUGCUUUUGGUGAAGAGUGGAUAGACAAAAACAAUAAAAGUCAUACGAUUUGGAUGGAAAGUGCAAUUUUACUAGUAGAAUUUCGACUUUCUCUUUAUGGAAUGACUAAUCAGGAUGUUCUUGACGGUAAUUCAACAACUAAUGAGAAUGAGGAAGGUAAGGAAAAAGAGGUGGAAGAGGUAAUUAAAGGCAAGUUGAUUGACCAAAAUCAGAAUAGUGAAACUACCGAUAAAGAUCAACAAACUUCUUCCACUAACCAACCCUCAAAUGAGAAAACUUCUGAAAAAACUACUACUGAAGAUAAUAUUCAAGCCGAACAAACCAAAAAAAAUAAUGAAUAUAGCGAAAAUCUAAACCAGGCUGAAAAGCCCGGUGCCACUUUGGAAGAAAAAGCCGAAGCCAUUAAAAAAUCCGGUUUAAUGGUCGGAGAAGAAACUCCUGAACAACAGUCCCGCCGAGAAAAAAUAAAUGAAAGCAUUGGUAAACUUGGAGCCGAAAAACUAAUAAAGAGUUUAAAAAAAGAAGUAGAAAAUUUGGCUAAUGCUAGUCAGAAAAAGAUUAAAGAAUUAAAAGAAAAAUUAAAUAAAAUUAUUCACAGUAAGAAUAAAUAUGACCAAGAAUAUAAACAACAAGCCCAAUCUUUACUGGCUCAGUUAGAAAGCAAACAAGUUCAAAACCCAUCAGACAACAAUCAUCAUAGUUGCCAAGAAGAUGGUUGUCGCACAAUAAUUUCUUACGGAAGCUAUUGUUCUCAACAUGAUAGUAAACCUACUGUUCUUCUCAUAAACAAAGUUGCUAUUAUGGCAGUUAUCGUUGCCAGAAAAGAUCAGUUAAAUACUGCUAAUAACCAACUGACCGCGAAACGACAAGAAGUUAUUUGGCUACAAGAGCAGUUAAAAAUACUUAUUGGCGAAGAAGAGUAUCAGGCUCAAAUAGAAAUUGAAGGAACUGGAAAAUUAUUGGAAGGAGAGUUAAUUUUAACUAAUUUUCCUAAUUUAAAGGUUAAUGUUUGCAAUAAUAAAAUUACAGAAUUGGAGAUUAGCAGUUUAGAACAUUUGGAAUAUUUAAAUUGCGGUAAUAAUGAGUUAAAUGAACUCGAGAAAUUAGUUAAACUCAAAUGGGUUAAUGGUAAUAAUUUUGCUAGGCAAAUAAAUGAAGUUUAUGAAAAUAAAAUAGAAGGACUAAAAAAUUUCAUUAGUUAUUUGCAAAUAAUGGUCAAUGAUAAGAACCAUGAGUUAGAGAAAAAAGAAAGAAAGGUUAGAGAAUUAAAGGAGUUAUUAGAUGGAGGAAUUGAUGUAGUUGAUGCUCAAAAACUCUGCCACAAAUGUGAAAGUAUUGCAAAGUUAAGAGCGGAGCAAGAUAAGUUAUAUAAAGAAAGGUUUGAGGCAAAGCAAGAAGUUGUAUU
Molecule: messenger RNA, 3032 nt
Organism: Ambispora leptoticha
Lineage: Eukaryota; Fungi; Glomeromycota; Glomeromycetes; Archaeosporales; Ambisporaceae
Source: the annotation of a GenBank genome assembly